Messenger RNA from Puntigrus tetrazona (Sumatra barb), 564 nucleotides. Its product is annotated as WAP four-disulfide core domain protein 18-like. Bases 112 to 498 code for a protein of 128 amino acids. Gene Ontology annotation, cellular component: extracellular region. The transcript is spliced from 3 exons. The record is from RefSeq and is a predicted model, not a curated record. Gene Ontology annotation, biological process: innate immune response; antibacterial humoral response. Gene Ontology annotation, molecular function: peptidase inhibitor activity. NCBI's taxonomy places the organism in Eukaryota, Metazoa, Chordata, Actinopteri, Cypriniformes, Cyprinidae.
CAGGUUUCUACAGCAGCAACAUGGUAGAUUUAAUUCUGUGUGUUUUGUUGUUUGUACCAUCUGACACAGUAAUUCUGUGAGGUUUCUAGCAGAUCACUGAGAGAUCAGAGGAUGACGGCUCAAGUGUACUGCUUGCUGACUGCUGUUUUGUGUCUGUCUGUGUACUUGAGCACAACAGAUGCUGCUCAAAGUCAAACAGUAAAACCAGGAGCGUGUCCACCUGAGAAUCUUGUAGGAGGGUUAUGUACCAAUACCUGUUCUGAUGAUGCCAAGUGUCCGGGCACUGAUAAGUGCUGCAGCAAUAGAUGUGGACGUCACUGUAUGCCUCUCUAUAUAGUGAAGCCAGGUCGGUGUCCCAAACCAGGGAAGGUUUCACAGAGUGUCCAAGGCUGUACUUAUGAUGGUCAGUGUGCUUCCACACUGAAGUGUUGCCCAGCCAGCAGUGCCCAAGCUUGUGCCGAACCGCAUGAACAAGUGAGAGGGAUAAGACCAUACUGACUGAACUGUAACAAAGGCCUGAUGGUUUCUGUGGUGACCAAAUAAAUUUGUUCUGUAAAUCUCUCA